Molecule: messenger RNA, 2040 nt
Organism: Rhinocladiella mackenziei CBS 650.93
Lineage: Eukaryota; Fungi; Ascomycota; Eurotiomycetes; Chaetothyriales; Herpotrichiellaceae
Exons: 7
Coding region: 1-2040 (679 amino acids)
Biological process (GO): DNA catabolic process; nucleoside metabolic process
Molecular function (GO): nucleic acid binding; endonuclease activity
Source: RefSeq, a predicted model, not a curated record
AUGGCUCCAUCUGUAAAGGAAGGGGAGAAUCUACGGAGACUCCGCGAUUGCCCCGUCUGUAUUGUCUGCGGGAGACCAGGAGAAGCGGAAGCAAUCGCUAGUGCGUUGGAAAUUCUUGGGCAGAAACUCCAAGGCCAUGAAGUUGCCGAAGUUGACAACGCUCACACGUUUUACUACGGCGACUUUGACCUUGCCUCUGGAGAAAAACUAGGCUAUGUCGUGACAAGCAGCACACGUCAGGGCAUCCAGUCCUUCACAGUUCACACUGCGCUCCUAUUCCAUAUACUACGGCCCAGAUUUGUCAUCCACGCAGGAGUCUGUGCAGGCUACAAGGACCCAUCUCAAAGAAUUCAGCUAGGCCACGUCAUUCUGGGCGAGAACGCUGUGAAUCUGGAAGAGGGCAAGUUCAGAAAAUUCGGCGAUGGCGACAUUGAUUUCGUCCCUGACUACAACAUCGUCAGCGUCAGGGCAGGCGACAUGCAAGCCUUUGCCGACGACGGAGCACGGGCAGGCUACCAUUAUGGCGACUUCAUAAGCGGCUCCGCCGUCCGUGGGGAUGCACCCACGAUAUUUGAAAAGAUUCGCCACCAGGUCAAGCGGAACGCCAUAGCCCUUGACAUGGAGGCAAGCGCUUUCCUUGAGCUUUGCCAAUACUUCUUCAAAGAGAGCGCUUGCCUUGGUGUCGUAAAAGGAGUUUCCGACUUUGGUGAUGAGUUCAAAGGCGACGACCCAAACGCGAAACAGGACGCCCUUCAGAACACGGCGAUAGCAUUACGAGAAUGGACUACCACAAGGAUCUCAAGCAUCUACUGGGACAUCGACUACAGCAAAGAACCAGCCGCCGAAAUAGUUCCGGGAUACUACGAUAAUUUCGUAAGGCGCGUCCUGGACAACAUCACUCAAGGCCUCCCUCCUAGUCACCAACCACGGCAAAGGCGGUCGCCCAGAGUCGACUUCAACGGGAAUACGAUUGUUGGACUCAAGAUCAUACUACCCAAAGACAACCAGCCUCGCCAGUAUAGCACCCCUGGCCCCAUCUCCGCGCUGUGCAAAAAAUAUGAUAUCAUCGAAGUCGAAGUCGGUGGUGAUCACGGAAAGAGAGGCCUUUACUACAAGAGGGGUUUUCUCAUUGACUUCCCAAGGACCGUGAACAGAUACGCGGACACUUACGAUGCUAAUUACCAAGUAAAAGUAUUUGGCGAACUUUUGAAGAAGAAAGAAUACUUUGACAUUGCCUCGGAGAGCAUCAAGGCAACAGUUUGCUCAUGGGAUGAAUUUGUCUUGUGGCUUGAGCAACCGCAGCCAGAACGCUACGCGAAUGGAGAGACUCCAGCCCAACUCGAUGUCGGACCUGCCAAUGGAUUGACUGCAGGGGCAAUCCCCAAAAUGAGAUCGCUAUCAAGGCUUCGUUCAAUGUUUCUGCGCAACAAAGUCCAAAUGUUGCAGCUACAGGACGAUAGUAUGGGAUGGUACGAGCAUCACCAGGCGUUCGCCUUUCUAAUCCACCUGAUUGGCGAUAUCCAUCAUCCUCUUCACGUCGAAGGUAUGGCUCGAGGGGGGAAUAAUAUCCAAGUCCAAUUCGAUGGCCACGUCCAAUCUUUGCAUUUCGUCUGGGACGUCUGUAUCCCCCAGAAAAUCACUCAGAGCAACGAGACAAACGAGAGGGCGGCGGCCGAGACAUGGGCGGCGAAGCUAUACCAGCAUUUGUUGUCGCCUGAGGCCCAGGAGAGCCCGAGCGCCCCUGGGACUUGGAGAAAAGCCACGCAGCUUGACGCGCCGCAAGAUGCGCUGUUGGCUCCCAACUUCUCUCCUGAUGUGCUUGGCUGGGCACAGGAAGCCAACCAAUAUAUGUGCAAGUAUGUGCUGGCCGACGACAUCGAUUCACUUCGGGGCAAAGAAUUGGGCGGACUAUACUACCAGGGCGCUGUCCCAAUCGUGGAAGGCCUUAUUGUGAAUGCUGCCAGGAGACUUGUUUUCUGCAUCAACAUGCUAGCCGCUCACAGCAGGAGUUGGAAUGUAGAAGGUGGCGUGGCCCGGUGA